Molecule: messenger RNA, 654 nt
Organism: Lachancea fermentati
Lineage: Eukaryota; Fungi; Ascomycota; Saccharomycetes; Saccharomycetales; Saccharomycetaceae
Source: the annotation of a GenBank genome assembly
AUGAGAGUAUCAAGUUUAGCACUUCUUACCGUUUUAGGCAUUGCAUUGAGCACGGAAGACAUCGCGGGUAAUGAUGCCCCUAUUGAAAGAAAACAAGCGCAAUUCUCCAUUACCUAUGAUGUUUUGGAGAGUACUCACAAUGGUUUGGAAACUUUUAUGGAGUUUGAUAAUGGUGAUAAUAUCACAUUGUCCUAUAACUUCACCAACAAAGAAGAUACAGAUGUCUCUGUCAUUGCCUUGGGCGGGAGCGUUUUCGAUUUGAAAGACAAUGAAAUUGCUGCAAAUAUCACUGCCACACAAAUAGGUCCUUUUUCAGUUGAUGUUAACGAUACCAUUAAUUUUCAACAAAGAAUAAACCUGAUUUUGAAUGAAGGCGAUUACUUCCUGUCACCACAUGUUUAUGUAUCCAAAUACAAUGAAACGAUGAAAGUUGUAUCCAGUCCAAGUUUAUUAAGAAUGCUUCCACCAGCCAUGAGCUUCUUUCAUCCUAAAUUUUUGUUUGUGCAGCUCACAUUAUUAGUUAUCAUUGCUGUAAUCACUCGCAUUUUCCUAGGAUACAACACAAAAACAAGGCGGUCUGGAAAGCCUGCGGUGACGAACAAGGUUGCAAUGGAUUCAUGGCUUCCAGCAAACCAUCAAAAAGCUAACAAAUAA